AUGGCUUCACCAGCCCCUAUAUCAGCGGAUUGCACCACUCUCGAGAGUCCCACGAAAGAGAUCCCGCAAGAGAUUUCUGUCCAAGAUCGAAGCGGCAUGGGCAACCCCAAAGCUAGCCGUAGCGGUGACAUUACGAAAUCUUACAACAAGCAACGGGCCAGCGUGGAGAAGGGAGCUGCGCCUGCGGCAGCGAAGCCAAACGCGCAGAAGCCGAGGGCGAACGUUACUGCGAGGGUUGAUGACCAGAUUUCCAGUCUCGCGAAAUUUGCAUCACGGAUCAAGUUAGGAGAUCUAGAGGAUACAAUAGGCGGAGUGAAAGGUGACAAAUCCAACGAUAAAUCAGAUCGUGCUACAAGCGAGCAGGUUCUCGAUCCCAGAACUCGCACGAUUCUUAUGCAAUUCCUUAAUCGAGGUAUUGCGAAUGUAUACUACGCGGUCUCAGAUCCUGAUCCGGACUCCGGAUCCUCCAGGUUACAGCACCGCGCUAUCAAAGUCUAUAAGACCGCUAUCCUUGUAUUCAAAGACAGAGAUCGCUAUGUCAGCGGCGAACAUCGUUUCCGCAAUGGGUACAACAAAGGAAACAACCGUGCAAUGGUAAAAAUGUGGGCAGAGAAGGAAAUGCGGAAUCUUAAGAGGCUAUUUGUGGCUGGCAUUCCUUGCCCCAAGCCUGUUUACCUUAAGCUUCAUGUCCUUGUGAUGGGUUUUAUUGGUGAUAAACAUGGACACCCAGCGCCCAGACUAAGGGAUGCUAGCAUCAAUGGCGAAGAAACCUGGGAUCUACUCUAUCAGGAACUCCUCUGCCUCACGAGGACAAUGUACCAACAAUGCAAACUAGUGCACGCUGACUUGAGCGAGUACAACAUCCUAUACCUCGAGAAAAAGCUCUAUAUUAUCGACGUUAGUCAGAGCGUAGAACACGAUCAUCCUAGAAGUUUUGAAUUUUUGAAAAUGGAUAUCAAGAACGUCAGCGAUUUCUUCAAGAGGAAGGGUGUCGAUACUAUCGACGAGAUAUUGGUCUUUGAGUUCAUCACCAGACCUAAUCUAGGGCCUCGAACUGACGGAGAAACCGAAAGCGCAGCUACCUCUAGAUUCCUCAGGGAACUCCCCAGAGGUACUGGGGAAGAGGUCGAGGAACGUUUUUUUAGAGAAGCCUACGUGCCUAGAACCCUAGAGGAGGUUUACGACGUUGAGCGAGAUGCUGAGAAGUUUGGCCGUGGUGAGGGCUCUGACUUGGUAUAUCGCGAACUUCUUGCCGGGGAAGAUGAGGACACGAAUGGCGAGGAUGAAGAAGAUUCCGGAGAACAAACUGAUGAUGGCGACGAGGGUGGGGAUUGUGACGGAGCCGAGCACAUUCACAAGAAGGAUAGAGACACCAAACCUAGGGGAAAAAAACAUGAAGAUAAGGAUGAGAAGAAGGCACUCUCCCUUUGA
Tuber melanosporum (Perigord truffle) is the source of this 1431-nucleotide messenger RNA. RefSeq lists its product as uncharacterized. The transcript has 4 exons. Gene Ontology annotation, cellular component: preribosome, small subunit precursor; cytosol. Gene Ontology annotation, biological process: maturation of SSU-rRNA. Lineage: Eukaryota; Fungi; Ascomycota; Pezizomycetes; Pezizales; Tuberaceae. The record is from RefSeq and is a predicted model, not a curated record. The coding region runs from base 1 to 1431 and encodes 476 amino acids. Gene Ontology annotation, molecular function: protein serine/threonine kinase activity; ATP binding.